Messenger RNA from Raphanus sativus (radish), 978 nucleotides. RefSeq lists its product as uncharacterized. The record is from RefSeq and is a predicted model, not a curated record. NCBI's taxonomy places the organism in Eukaryota, Viridiplantae, Streptophyta, Magnoliopsida, Brassicales, Brassicaceae. The coding region runs from base 23 to 811 and encodes 262 amino acids. The transcript is spliced from 3 exons.
UCUACGCUUCCUCUGUUCUCCCAUGAAACCCGAAAACAUUCAUAUUAGAUACCUCUCUUCUGAUUCACAGAUAUCGGAGACUCAGAUCUGCAAUCGAAGUUCUUCGGUGAUCCAAUUUGAAGGGAGAAGAAGCAUGGACACUUUUACGGCGGAGGAUCUGUCGACGAUCGGCGGAAUCGCCACCGUGUCGCUCCUUCACUCGUUUAUUCCGACGCACUGGUUACCUUUCUCAAUCGUUGGACGCGCGCAGAAAUGGACGCUUUCCAGAACUCUCUUAGUCACUGCAUUUGGAGCAGUCCUGCAUGUUAUCUCCACUUCUCUUCUCGGUAUAACAGCAAUCACAAUGGCGAAUACCAUAGCCGGUGAAGAGACUGUUCACAAGCUUGCUUCUCUUUUGCUUGUGAUCCUCGGUGGAAGCUAUGUUGUAUUGUUUUUGGCUGGUAAAGGUGGUCACACUCAUUCUCAUAACAAACCCAUGGAGAAAAUGGCUGUUGCUGGGCUUGUCCUUGUUCCUGCGUUAUCUCCAUGUGCUACAACUCUCCCGGUUUUCCUCGCUGUUGGAAAUUCUAAGCCCAUGAUGGUUCUCGCCAUCAUAGUUUUGCUGAUCAGCACCAUAUUGGUGAUGACAUCUCUGGUGGCUCUGUCGUUCUAUGGUGCAAGCCAGCUGAAGUUUCACUGGGUGGAGCGAUACGACAAGCUUCUGGUUGGUUCGGUUCUGUGUCUGGUAGGUAUCUUAACCCUUCUCUUCCAUGAUCAUGACCACCAUGGCCACGAAGCACAUCAACUCCCCAGGAAAAUCAUUACUCUUUAGAGACGGCUUUCAAAUCUCUGUUUUGUCUGUCAUGUCUGUUUGUUGUAGAGCGGCUUAAGGUCUUCCCGGUUGUAUGUCUAUAACUAGUUGUAACGCUCUCUGUUUGCGCGUGAAAAAAACAUAUUGCAGUCUUAAUUUCAUUCAAUAGAACACCAUUGUGAAUGUGA